Molecule: messenger RNA, 8195 nt
Organism: Phascolarctos cinereus (koala)
Lineage: Eukaryota; Metazoa; Chordata; Mammalia; Diprotodontia; Phascolarctidae
Source: RefSeq, a predicted model, not a curated record
GUUUUGAGUCAUACUUGCCAUUGCCGGGGAGGAGACACACAGGCAUGCAAGCUUGCAGGACCCUCCCCGUGUCUCCUGGGCUUGAAGUCUCACCAGGAUUCUCUCCUGCUGGGCUGUUUCUGUGGCCGUCUUCCCGAGGAGGGCCUGAGCACAGGCACCUACUUGCCAGACCAAAAUCAUGAAGAGCAAAGGUUUGGAACCAUUUGGACAACCGGCCAUUCUCUCUCUGGAGAGAACCAUAUCCUGACCCAGCCAUCCAGGCUGCAUAGUACUGCUUUGGCUAGCCACUUGCUUCAGCCCCUCCAGCCAUCCCACCUGACUGAGGCUUCCUUGAAGGGCAUGGAUACCAGAAACCACCUCUUCUCAGAGCCUGCAGCCUGGAAGGCCCAGGACUUCACUCGGGACCACUUCACCCAAUGGCCUAAGAGGACUCUGGAAGUAACUACAUCUCUGGAAUCUACUUGCCAAUCCCAAGCCAUGAAGAGGCAAGGUUUGGAACUAUUUGGACAGUCAACUGUUCUCUCUCUGGAGAACCGCAUCUUGGCCCAGCCACCCAGCCACCUGCUUCAGCACCUCCAACCAUCCCACUUGACCAAGGCUUCCCUGAAGUGCAUGGACACCACUAACCACCUCCUCUCAGAGCCUGCAGCUUGUAGGAACCAACACUUCCUUGGAGGGACCCUGGAUUACUGUGCCACACACCCCAAGAGGACUCUGGAAGCAACUAAAUCUCUGGAUACCUGGUUUCUCUCCAGAGAAGAAGAGCAACAGCAGCAGGAAGAAGAGGAAGAGGAGGAAGGAAAGCAAGUGGAAGAAGCAAUUCCUCUUUAUAGCCUAAACUUGGGGGAAGGAUGGGAGUCAGAAGAGAUGACUCUGGAGCUUGCUCCCAGGGAUGCUGAUGCCCAACAUGAGAACACGGACCAGGCUUUGCAGAACAAGAAGAUGCUGCUAAUCACCAGGCUAUGCUGUGCCCUGUCCUCCAAGGCAAACCUACUGGAUACUGAAGACCCCACCCGGAACUUCCUGCUUCAGCUGUGCACAGACCUUGCCCUUUUAGAACCUGAGUUCAUUCUAAAGGCAUCCCUGUAUGCACGACAGCAGCUCAAUAUUCGAGAUAUAGCCAUCAUGGUCCUAGCCAUAGCUGCCUACCUACCUGCUUGUCGUCCCUAUGUGCGGAGAUAUUUUUGUGCCAUCGUCCAGCUCCCCUCUGACUGGAUGCAGGUGGCCCGGUAUUUCCAGAACCUGGCUGGGGAGCCCAAUAAGAAGCUGGUGCCUAUGCCUGCCUGUCUCCGUGCUGCCAUGACUGACAAAUUUGCCCAGUUUGAUGAAUACCAGUUGGCUAAGUACAACCUUCGGGAACACCGGGCUAAGAAAAGACGCCGUGGUCCCCGACGUCCAAAGUCAGAAAAAGUGUGCCGAAGGAAGUGGUACAACUCGACUAUAAUAUAUGACACCUUUUAUCAUCGUCAAAAAGCUUUUAUGAGGGCCUAUUAUACAGAACCAGUGAAAAAGAAACCAUCGGAUUUUACGCUGAAGAAGUUAAUACAGCGAUUACAUAUCCGGGACCCUGUAGAGAAUGUCAAGGCCCUGCUGGGCUGCAGGUACCCUUCAGACCUUCAAUCCUUCUCCCGGAGCCGUCUACCUGGUCCCUGGGAUUCCAGUAGAGCUGGGACCCGGAUGAAGCUCCCACAGCCAGAGACCUGGGAUCGAGAGCUGAGCCAGAAGGGGAACAAAGCGUCUGUCUGGGAGGGUCUCAUUGACAAUGGGAAGUUGCCCUACAUGGCCAUGCUGAGGAACCUAUGCAGCCUUCUUCGAGUGGGAAUCAGCUCCCGGCACCAUGAACACAUUCUGCAGCUGCUGGAGCGCAAGGAAUCAGUGAUCCGCAGCCGGCAACUUCCAUUCCGAUUUCUUUCUGCCCAUACAUCCAUCGGUGAUCUGGAGAGGCAACUCCGAAACUCUGGACCAAUUCCCUGUAAUGUGGAUAUAAUGCGGCAGUUAUUAGAAAGACUGGGGAAGAAAGGCCAGAUACCAAAGCCGGAGAAGGAAUUGACUAAUCAAGAGAUUCGGUUUGCCAUGUUGGUGCCUGUGCUGUAUCAACAUUUCAAAAGGGAAAAGCUUCGGCUGACCAGGAUUAACCAGUGGAAGCGAGACUGGGAGAUGAUGAAGCGCUACCAACAGGCCCUGGAAACAGCUAUGAACAUAUCUGUGCAACACAAUUUACCACCAUUGCCUGGACGCACCCUGAUUGUCUACAAUCCUACUGGACCCCAAGAUAAAAAAAGGAAUCCCCCGAAUCAUGUGCUGCUUUUGGUAGCAAUGAUUAUGGCCCGUGCUGAGCAAGCUGAGCUAUUAUUUUAUAAAAGGCAUGCUUUGAAGAAAGCUGUGAUUAAUCCAGAAGAGGGCAUCCUGAAGACUGCAACUGAGCUCAAGACACAGAUAGAGGACAUGGAUGUAAAGAAAUCAAAACCAAAUGAUCAUCCAUUUGCUACAUACAUGCUGGACAUGGUCACUGAGCAGGUGCUGGUAGACACAGUUAUCUUUGUUGGUGACAACAUGAUUGGCCCUGCGUUAAUGUCUGCCAAGCAGUUCUUCUGGCGGCGUGUGAAUCCCAAAUGCCUUUUUGUUGAAGUUGAUUUAACUGGGAUGCGUUCUGGUUCACCCAGUAUGAACCCUAAUGAUGUCAUCCUCACAGGCUGCACCGAUGGAAUACUGAAGUUUAUUUCAGAACGUGGGAUGUCUCGUCUGCUGGAACAUGUGGGCCAAAUGGAUAAGAUAUUCAAGAUCCCACCCCAGAGAGGGGAGGCACAGACUCCACUUGAUAGGCCCUUAGAGGACAGGGUACCAGGCCCCCUGGCCCCUGCUCCCCAGCAUAGCUGGCGCAGUGUCCGUAUUUUCAUCUCCUCUACUUUUCGGGAUAUGCAUGGCGAACGGGACCUAUUGCUGCGCUCAGUGCUACCAGCCUUGCAGGCCCGUGCAGCCCCCUACCAAAUCAAUGUACGUGGCAUUGACCUGCGCUGGGGAGUUACUGAGGAGGAGACCCGAAAAGACAGACAAUUGGAAUUAUGCUUAGGGGAGGUGGAAAACUCACAGCUCUUUGUGGGGAUCCUGGGCUCCCGCUAUGGCUAUGUUCCUCCCAACUACAGCCUCCCUGACCAUCCACACUUCCAUUGGGCAAAGGAUUAUCCAUCUGGCCGUUCUGUGACUGAGAUGGAGGUGAUGCAAUUUUUAAAUAGAGGUUCCCGCCACCAGUGUUUCUCCCCAGCUCUCAUCUACCUAAGAGACUCCAGCUUCCUCAGCUCUGUGCCAGAUGCCUGGAAAACUGACUUUGCAUCUGAGUCAGAAGAGGCUGCAGAGCGAAUCUCAGAACUGAAGAGCUACCUGGACAAACAGGAGGGUGUCACCUGCCACAGGUACUCUUGUGUGUGGGGUGGAGUGGCUGCAGGCCGGCCGUAUGUGAAGGGACUGGAAGAGUUUGGACAGGUGGUGUUACAACAUGUGUGGGAGCUGCUUCAGAGACUCUAUCUACAGCUGGAGUCAGGAAUGGAAGAGACUGAGUCCACUCAGAAUGAUAACACUGUACAGUCAGCCUUUCAGCAGCUACAGUGUCCACCUAGUCCAGCUCGGCCCCGCCUACUGAAGGAUACUGUCCGGCACCUACAGCAACGCAGUGGUAGUCUGUGCCUAGUGACCGGGGAACCUGGACAGGGCAAGACAGCCUUCCUGUCAUCCCUAGUAUCAGCCUUACAGGCUCCUUGUGGGGUCACCAUGGGCUCCCACGUAUUCUUCCACUUCAUCGGAGCCCGUCCUGAUCAAAGCCAUGUCCUCACCUUGCUCAGACGCCUCUGUACUUACCUGCGUCAGCUUCAGAGCUCCGGGCCUUUCCCAUCUACCUACCGGGGACUGGUGUGGGAGCUGCAAACCCUGCUUCCCAAAUCUGCUCAGUCCCUACGCUCUGGCCAGACUCUAGUGCUGGUCAUUGAUGGAGCUGACCAACUAGGGGACCAAAGUGGUCAACUGAUCUCAGAUUGGAUUCCAAAGAUCCUGCCUCGGAAAGUGCACCUAGUCAUGAGUAUGUCAGCAAACACAGGGUUGGUGGAUAUCCUUCAAUGUCGUCGAGAUGCUCACGUGGUGGCCCUAAGACCCCUGGAACCAACAGCACGAGCCCAGUUGGUGAGGCAGGAACUGGCCCUGUAUGGAAAGCGGCUGGAGGAGACAUCCUUCAACAAUCAGAUGCGGCUGUUGCUGGCAAAGCGAGGUGCGGCUCUGCCUCUUUACUUGCGCCUGGCCACAGAUCAUCUUCGCCUCUUCAUACUGUAUGAGCAGAUGUCUGAGCAACUUCGGACACUACCAGCCACUGUGCCUCUGCUGCUCCAGCACGUGCUAGCCAUCCUGGAGCAGGAGCAUGGCUCUGACAUUCUGCCUCUUGCCUUGGCUGCCCUCCAUGUCACACGCAGUGGUCUAACAAUGGACCAGCUUCAUGGGGUGAUAAGUACAUGGCGGGCACUACCCUUGGAGACUGUUGGUUGGGCAGAAGCUAUGGCGGCUAGAAAUAAAGGAGACCCCUAUCCUAUGGGUCCCUUUACUUACCUCGUCCACAGUCUGCGCAGCUUGCUGGGAGUAGGGUCCCUGGAACUUCCUGGAGCCCAGCUACGCCUCCCUCCUGGGCCCCUAAGUUCAGCAGUUGAACUGCGCUAUAGGAAGAGACCUGGCCUGAAGACCACAGCACAUGUCCUCAUUGCAGUUCAGCUCUGGAGGAUGUGUGACCCUGAUGACUUGAGUACCUUCCAUAACUGCAACCCUGAGGCCCUGAAUGAUCUGCCCUACCACCUGGUACAGAGUGGGAACCAUUCUCUGCUUGCUUCCCUGCUUACCAACCUCAAUGUUAUGGCUACCUACCUAGAAUUGGGCCUACUCUCCCAGCUAGGGGAGGCCCAUGCCCUUUAUGCAUCUUCAGUCCCUUCAGCAGCAUCACCCUGUGACCCAGAUGUUGCCACAUUUCACACAUUCCUGAAGCAGCAAUCCAAGCUCCUCACCCAGUACCCAGCACUCCUGGCCCAGCAGGCAACCAACCAACCCUCAGACUCACCUAUCUGCCACCAGGUUCCAAAACUUGCCCAGCCGUGGUCCUCCCAGCCCAUCUUGCACUGGCUUAACAAGCCACAGACCAUGGGAGCUCAGCAAAGUUCCAGCCUGUCUUUGGUACCUCCCUCGACUCCUACAGCUGUGGGUCUUUCCCCCAAUGGACAACGGGCAAUUGUGGCUACUGCCAGUGGGAUUGUUCACCUGCUGGAUACAUGCACCUGGCAGGAGGAGAAGUCCAUAGUGAGUGGCUGUGGUGGAAUUGCUUCUUGUCUGUGCCCCUCGAAUACCACUCUCUUCCUCGCAGCCUUGGAUGGUCUCCUGGAGCUCUGGGACCUCCAGGGUGGUUGGAGGGUGUUCCAGAGCAAAGCCCACCAGCUUCAGAUCACUGACUGCUGCCUGAACCCUGAUCGCAGGCUACUGGCUACUGUGUCCCUGGAUAGACAUCUGAAGCUGUGGGACACAGUUCAUGGAAAGCUAGCUGCCCAGCACGUGUCCCAGAAGCCCCUGAACUGUGUUGCCUUUCACCCUGAGGGGCACGUGAUCAUCACAGGAAACUGGGCUGGGCGCCUAAGUGUUCUGCGACUGGACAGCGUCACAGUAACUAUGGAGCUGGGGGGCCCAGGGUCCUCAGUCCGUGCUGUGACAUUUGCCCCUUCUGGGUCAGUCUUAGCUGCCAGCCAUCUGGAUGGGUCUGUUGAACUGUGGGCUUGGCAGAAGGGUGCACGACUGGCUGCCUUCCCCGCCCACGAGGGAUAUGCUGCUUCUGCUCUCUUUCUUCAAUCUGGACACCAGCUGAUAACUGCUGGGGAGGACGGCAAGAUACAGGUGUGGUCAGGAUUCCUGGGCCGACCCAAGGGGGCUUUGGGCUCCUUGCCCCUCUCGCCUGCCCUCUCUGUGGCAAUCAGUCCAGAUAGGGCUCAUGUGGCUGUUGGUCACCAUACAGAUGGCAUCAUAAUCUACAGUACCUGUUCAGGUACUGAGGAAGGUCGAUGCCCAGUGUCAGAUGUGGCAGUGUCUGCGCUGGCCUGGUUGAACCACAAGGUCCUGGUGAGUGGUGGAGAAGAUGGGAAUCUUCAAUGCUGGACGCUUGGAGAUGUAACUCCCCAUUGUCUCUGGCUUCUACCCGCACACCAGAAGGCUGUGUUGGGUUUAGCUACCUCCCAGGAACUCUUUGCCUCUGCUUCAGAGGACUUCACUGUACGGUUGUGGUCACUACCAUUCCUGACCCAGCCAGAGAUGGCAGAAGAGCUCCAUCCUGGUACAGAGCUCCGUGGACACACAGGCCCCGUCUCCUGCUGCAGCUUCAGCCCUGAUGGCAGCAUGCUAGCCUCUGGCAGCAGAGAUCAGAGUCUUCUGUGUUGGGAUGUGAGGACACCUGAGGCUCCUGUUUUGAUGUAUUCUCUUCCUGCUUGUCACCGUGACUGGGUCGCUGGCUGUUCCUGGACCAAGGAUGCCAUGCUGCUCUCCUGCUCCAAUGACGGCUCUGUGCGGCUAUGGGACCCAGUGUCUGGCCAGCAGCUUGGCCAGUUUCUAGGUCAUCAGAGUGCAGUGAGCGCCGUGGUCGCUGUGGAGGAGCACGUGGUAUCUGUGAGCCGGGACGGAACGCUAAAAGUGUGGGACCUUCGAGGAGUGGAGCUGACAAGCAUUCCUGCCCACUCUGGACCCAUCAGCCACUGUGUGGCUAUCCAGGAGCCUCGUACAGCUGGACAGCCUGGGUCAGAGCUCUUGGUAGUAACUGCUGGACUAGAUGGAGCCACACGGCUGUGGCAUCCAUUGCUGGUGUUUCAGACCCAUACCCUACUAGGACAUAGUGGCGCAAUCAUUUCAGCUGCAGCCUCAGAGACCUUGGGUCUUCUCCUGACUGCCUCAAAAGAUGGCUCAGUGAGGCUCUGGCACGUGCCAGAGAAAGUGGAUGAUGUAGGUGCUCGUGAGAGGCGCACAGCCAUUACUGCUGUGGCCUGGGCUCCAGACGGUUCCCUGGCUGUGUCUGGCAGCCAGGCUGGGGAAUUAAUCCUAUGGCAAGAGGCCAAAGCUGUGGCUAGAGCACAAGCCCCCGGCCGAGUCAGUGCCCUGUGCUGGUCCUCUCCACAAACCUUCUUUGCCUUGAUCAAUGACAAAAACCUCACCAAGUGGCAAGUGGAAAAGGAGGGCCUCAUGCCCAAUAUUUUCAGCCUGGGCUUUAACCUUCAACUGAACCUGGAGGAUAAGAACACUCUGCUAUCCACUAUGGACUUGUCCCCAGAUAGCCGCUCUCUCAUCUUAGCAAAGCCACUUUGGGGGAUGCUGCUAUUGAAUCUAGAUUCUCCUGUCUCUGAGUCCUGGGAAAAACACCAUCUCAACAUGUAUGGUACAUUUUCUACCCACAAGGAAUAUGGUGUAUUUGUCCUGAACACUCAAAGCGACAUUUCACUUGAUGUCUAUCAGCAGAAAGAGUCAAAUACACUGUUGUUUAUAGAAGAUUUUAAUCUAGCGCUGGAAAAUCCCAGAGGAACCCCACUGUGGAUAACCCAAGCCAAGCCUGAGUCUGACUCUGCUUUCCUGUGUACCAGCUCAGAAGGGGUCCUUUGGAACAUGGCAGAACGUACCCCUGCGGGAGACUGGAACACCAACAACAUAUGGCAGAGAAGCAUACAGCAGGACACAGAUGACGAACUCGUGUUCCGGAAGUUGGAGACACGGUACUCCAAGAAGGUGAGAUUAGACAGAAAGCAAGAGGAUUUCAUAGGAGGUAGGGCUCUGGGGAAGCUUAGCAUGCCUGCCUCUCCCUGCUUUGUCUCUCUUUAGAUCCAUUCUGGUUCAGUCACAGCCCUCCAUGUGCUCCCUGAUCUGCUGCUGACAGCCUCUGAGGACCGAGAUGUGAAGCUGUGGGAAAGACCCAACCUACAGCUGCGGGGCCUCUUCCAUUGUGAGGCAGCAGUAAGCUGUGUGGAGCCAAGACCUGGGCCUAUGUCCACCCUGCAGCUGGCUGUGGGAGAUGCCCAGGGCCAUGUGUACUUUCUGUCGUGGGAGUAAGAUGGUUGGACAGAGACAAUCAUCUGCUGGAGACGAAGUUUGAAGAUGCCAUAAUGCCAGCUUUUCAAUAUAUUUAUUAUACAAAAAUAUCAGAAAAAUCA